Molecule: messenger RNA, 2228 nt
Organism: Oryza sativa Japonica Group (Japanese rice)
Lineage: Eukaryota; Viridiplantae; Streptophyta; Magnoliopsida; Poales; Poaceae
Source: RefSeq, a predicted model, not a curated record
UGAAGUAUGUUAUAAACUACUCUCACAAUUUUUAUAGUACAUGCAUUUUUCCUUAAAGCAAAAUGACUUCCCUAACCAUCCUCGGCACCUCCAAAUCGCCCUAAAAACUUGGAAUGCAUGCGCGGUGCGCGUUCCGCCUCACACGCCUCCGUCGGGAGCCAGACGCCGAGCCGGGACGAGCGGGCAAACAGGGAAAAAGCGUGUGCGCGGCGAAGGUCCAUGAAGGCGGCGCCGGCGCCGGCGACGCGCAAAUGGGGACGUACAAGUGCUGCAUCUUCUUCACCCGCAGGUUCGCGCUGAGCGACGCGUCCACGCCGGGCGACGUGCGCAUGCUGUUCACCCGCCACGCCGGCGGCGCGCCCUACAUGGGCAUCGACGAGCUCCGGCGCUACCUCGCCGCCAGCGGGGAGGCCCACGUCGACGCCGACACGGCGGAGCGGAUCAUCGACCGGGUCCUGCAGGAGCGCAGCCGCACCCCGCGCUUCGGGAAGCCGUCGCUCACCAUCGACGAUUUCCAGUACUUCCUCUUCUCCGAGGACCUCAACCCGCCCAUCUGCCAUUCCAAGGAAGUCCAUCACGACAUGAAUGCACCAUUAUCGCACUACUUCAUAUACACUGGACACAACUCGUAUCUGACGGGCAAUCAACUUAGCAGUGACUGCAGUGAUAUUCCCAUCAUUAAGGCACUGCAAAUAGGCGUCCGUGUAAUUGAACUGGACAUGUGGCCAAAUUCUUCUAAAGAUGAUGUUGAUAUUCUCCAUGGAAGGACACUGACUGCCCCAGUAUCACUUAUCAAAUGCUUGAAAUCCAUCAAAGAAUAUGCCUUUGUUGCGUCUCCCUACCCUGUUAUUAUAACAUUAGAAGACCACCUUACAUCUGAUCUUCAGGCGAAAGUAGCUAAGAUGGUUCUUGAAGUAUUUGGAGAUACCCUAUAUUAUCCCGAGUCAAAACAUCUUCAAGAAUUUCCUUCACCCGAAGCACUGAGGGGACGUGUCAUCCUCUCAACAAAACCCCCAAAGGAGUACCUUGAAUCAAAAGGUGGUACUAUGAAAGACAGAGACAUUGAGCCUCAGUUUAGCAAAGGACAAAAUGAAGAAGCUGUCUGGGGAACAGAAGUCCCAGAUAUUCAGGAUGAGAUGCAAACCGCCGACAAGCAGCAUGAGAAUGAUAUACUAUACACCCAAAGAGAUGUGGAAGAAGAUGAUGAGAAGAAAAUGUGCCAGCAUCACCCACUAGAGUAUAAACACCUUAUUACUAUUAAGGCAGGAAAGCCAAAGGGUGCUGUAGUUGAUGCCUUAAAGGGUGAUCCAGAUAAAGUUAGACGCCUCAGUUUGAGUGAGCAGGAACUUGCAAAAGUGGCAGCGCAUCAUGGUCGUAACAUCGUGAGCUUUACACAUAAAAAUCUUCUGAGAAUAUACCCAAAGGGCACUCGCUUCAAUUCUUCGAACUAUAAUCCGUUUCUUGGUUGGGUGCAUGGUGCACAAAUGGUGGCAUUUAAUAUGCAGGGGUAUGGAAGAUCUCUUUGGCUAAUGCACGGAUUCUACAAGGCCAACGGUGGCUGCGGUUAUGUGAAGAAGCCAGAUUUCAUGAUGCAAACUUGUCCAGAUGGAAAUGUUUUUGACCCGAAAGCAGAUUUACCUGUGAAGAAAACACUCAAGGUCAAAGUAUACAUGGGCGAAGGUUGGCAGAGCGACUUCAAGCAGACAUACUUCGACACGUAUUCCCCUCCAGACUUCUACGCAAAGGUGGGCAUUGCCGGGGUUCCGUCGGACUCGGUGAUGCAGAAGACGAAAGCCGUGGAGGACAGCUGGGUUCCCGUGUGGGAGGAGGAGUUCGUGUUCCCGCUGACCGUCCCGGAGAUCGCGCUGCUCCGCGUGGAGGUGCACGAGUACGACGUGAGCGAGGACGACUUCGGCGGGCAGACGGCGCUCCCGGUGUCGGAGCUGCGGCCGGGGAUCCGCACCGUGCCGCUCUUCGACCACAAGGGGCUCAAGUUCAAGAGCGUCAAGCUCCUCAUGCGGUUCGAGUUCGUCUAGCAAAUUCAGUAGGCAUAUCACUCGCUCAUGUGUGUUGUAUACUUAGCAUGAUGAUCUAUUUCUCUAGUAGCAAGAUUAGAUUUUUACUUAUGUGUGUUGUAUACGUAGUAUGAUGAUAUUUUCUAGCAAGAUCAGAAUUUUGGACUACCUGUUUUUCUAGGAAAAAACAGAUUAUUUGGACAUCGGUGACCA